CUGGAGUCACAGUCUGAAUGAUGCCACUUGUUUUUUAAUUCAAUAUUUGGCGAUGUAGUAGUAUAUUCGCAUUUUACGCCAGCAUUUCAUGUAAAACGAAAGUGAAAGAAAAGUCCCAAGUGAAAUUGGCGAGCAGCCGUCGGCGCCCCUCAGUCGACCCCAAGCGGCGGAGGGACGAGGACCUCUCCGUUCCCGAGCCAGAUAGCCCUGAACACCACGAAGAUGCAGUGCUCUAGCUGUGGCUACGUUUGUGUGGAGAACGCAAAGUUCUGCAGUGAGUGUGGCACCAAGUUGUCGGUCCAGUCCGCCAACAGCCAAGGUAGUCAACCGAAGUCCUUGGUACCAGAUUUGACAGACUCUACUGCUACAACACAGAACCCCAUUAUUUCCGCAGAUGACAAAGAUUGUAACAAAAACUUGAAAAAAACAACCGCACAGGAGAAAAACACAGCCGAUAAUUCCUCACGAGAGAACCAGUCAGGUUCCUCCGGCGAUACCAACAAUAAUGCUGCACGGAUUCAGUCUGAAGUCACACCAGAAGAUGACAAUGACAACAAUGCACAAAAAUCAGUUCGAGAUUCGACAGUUGAGCACUCCAUCUCCAAGGAUAGCGCAGGUCUGAACGUUAACUCAGCCACAGGCACGGCGUCCGAGGCUGGCAACAGCAAGUCUAAAAAGUCCAAAAGGGGCAAGUCGAAGAGUGAGGAUGCACAAGCCACAAGUGAGCAGCCUCCAUGGGACCAGAAUGCCAAUGUGGAUCAUGACAAGGAACAGAAGCAGUCUGGCACUGCAGACCAAGCAAGAACCUUUUGGUCUCAAAAGCCGUCUGAGGUGCUCGCUCCGGAUCCAGGCUCCAGUGUGGACCCGCGUGCAGUCGAAGACAUGGAGACCCAACAGUCUGAUGCAGACUAUCACGCACAAUACGAUACUCCGCCUCAAGCAACAUCCAUGAGCAGGAGCAGGAGCAUACCUUCCAGAAACAGGCUCACUAUUUACUUCCAUGCCAUCCUCUCAAAGGAUUUUGAAUUUAACCUGGAUGAAGAUUGCAUCUUCAUCAGAGCCGGACCUCCUCUAGCAACGUGGAACGUGAAUGCAUUGCGGCUAAUGGCGACCAGGAAUCUCAACGAACAUGGGUUUUUGGUGGAAGGUUGUCUGGAGACAAACAAAACGGAGGUUAUGUCUGUGCCAAUACCUUACAAAUAUAUCAUAUACAAGAAAGAAAAAGGAAAAUACAUGUUUGAACACAUCUACAAACAGGACUGUGAUCAGUCCAAAACCAACAGAUGCUUGUUUGUCCAACCUCGGCUGCUCAUUGAAGACGGGGACUGGCAUCAAUAUGACGACAUAGUGUGUGCGAAGCCAACAAAAAACAUCAUGGGACGCAUUAAGGAAAUGAUUUGGCCGGACCAGCGGAAAAAAUUGAUUCAAGGGCGAGAGAUUGCAGGGAAAAUAAUGAUGGACACAAUAUUUGAUCUUCUCAGGACCUGGACGAACACCAAUUUGAAAAGUUUUCUAAAACAGCUGAAUCAGUUCUUUCAGAUCUAUGCAAACCCAUGCACUCAUGAAGGAACACCUCAGAACUGGCUCUCCUUAAACUACAACGAGAAAAAUAUACGGACUUUGAUGAAGGACUUCAUGUUAAAGGAUGUGUCUCCUCGAGUAAAUGGGGAUGAAAAUGCAGCGAGUCUGUACAUUAAAGAUCCUCUUCGAGCGGCGGUGCUUGUGCUCCAGCUUUGUGGACAGUACCGUAUCACACUGGAUCCUGUCCAAAACCGCCAUCUCUGCACUGAGCUGUGUUUACCCAACCUAGACCGAGACAGCUUCCUCCAGUACUGGCAAGAUUUUGCACGGGAUGUUGCUCUUUUUCCAAGCCUCCCAAGCUCCUUGUUGUCUCUCAUCAAAACUGUGAAACAAGAUGGGAAGCCCCAUUGGAUUGUGGCAUUACCACUCUUUCACUUCCUCGAAGGCAAAGCUGCCAAGCCCUAUCAGGUGCUGACAUUUGACCACGGUCUGGAAAACCUUGGAAUGCGCGAAAUGAGCAGCGGUGCAAAGAAGGACCUGCUCAGUAUGAUAAAAAAACAUCAUCACUUGAUGAAGGUAGAUCCACUUGUAGCUCGAUCUGGUUUUUACCUGAUGUCUCUCAGUGAAAUGAAGGAUUACAGCAUCAACAUGAACAUCCAGCUUUUGGACAUUCUUCGUGUUCUCCACUUAAAGGCACCAAGGGACAUCAGCUCUUAUACCUUUCAAGAUGUAUCUGACAUUCUCUCACACAUCCGAAAUAAUCUCCUUGAGGUAAAAUACAGUUGCAUCUCCAAAGAUUAUGCCAAGUUGUGUCUGAGUGCGGUGGUAAACCUCUUUGAGAAGGUCUGCAGUGGAGUCAAGUCCUCCUCCUACAAGGAUAUUCCUCUAGCAUGCAUGAACGUGGCUGCGUCCGUGUUUGACUUUGCCAUCCCACACAUGGGACAGGUGGCCGCAGGCGACGGACAGCAGACCAAAGCAACGGCGAUCGCAAAAGCGAUUCGCAUCAUGAGAGAUUGGAUGAGUUUGCAUUUCAAGGAGAAUUUGCUGUCCAGGAGUCUUGUCCUUCGCGAGCUUGGUGCUACGGAGGGGAUGGAAGUAUGGAACCGCAUACUUAGCAUCCACUUCACUGAUAGUGAGUGUCAGGAAUUGUGGAAACAGAAAUUAUCUUUGGAUUUUGAGGGCAAGUACAGAAAGGAAAUUCCAGUGGAUCAAGUUCAGUUUUAUUGCUUGAAAAUAGAAGAACUUGAUUCUUCACUCCGACAUGUCGGGCCUACCAUUGAGAUCUGUGCGCUCGAAGCAGUUUCGUCUGUGUGCCAGAGCAAUUCGGAGGGCCAACUGUUCAAGAAUUUCAAGAUGAACAACAAGUUUGUGAAACUCGUCUCAGCCAUUGUCACGAAUUCCUGGCCAAGGGACCAACAAGGAAAUUAUGAAGAAAAAGAAGAGAUUGUCCUUCUGCACCUGCUCUCAUGGACUGCUGCCGUACAUAUUUUUCAGCUAUAUGAUACAGAAGACGGCCUCUUUGACAAACUCACCAGUGAUGCCAGAGACAGAAUCAAUUUUGCGGUGUCAACACUGACAAACAUCAAAAAUCGGUUUAUUAAGGGAAACAUUACAGUGAAGCUGCUCAGAAUCCUUUUGGCAAAUCAAGAGGCCUUCUUAGAGCUGCUGAAGAUCGAUUGUCUGUCCAAGGACGAGCAACACAGGGACACUGGAAAAAUGUCACGGCUUCUAAAGUGUAGAGAAGGUGAAGUUCACGCGGUCUACAAGCAGAAGGAGCAAGUGGACUCCCUUCUCGCAAUGAUCCGCCACCUUGACGAGAACAUGGCGGUUGACGUCCGUGACAUGGACGACAGACGCCGUGUCAACAUCGAGUUGAUGCACCUAGACCUUUUCAUGGAGGUUCACCCGUUUGACCAACUUCCCCCUCCUAUGGCCGGUGUUGUGACUUACUUCAAAAUGACUCAAGACAUCAGACAAAUGUCCGAUAUCUUGUACAAAUUCAAAGACAGCCACAUAUUCAUAUUGUGCUGGAAGGAACAAGGCAAACGCUGGGCCAGUGAAAAUGCCGUGCAUGACAAUCCCGUUGAGGAAGACGUACAGUGCAAAACACUGACACUUGAUGAGCUUCAUGCAGAGAUAUUCAAGCCUUGCGUUGACACUUACACAGAUAUUUACACACAUCUGAAGAACGGUACUAUAAAGCUCAAGCAGGUCAACCGGCUUUUCAGCAAUUACAAGUCCAAGUACGCAGAACUCGCGCGAGACUUGGACAUCAUGAGUAAGGUUGACCAGUCGACAGAUAAGCAGUGGAUCCACACCAGGGUUCAACAGAUCGAGCAAUAUCACGAGCUCCAUCUUGCCGUGACUUCAGCUGAGGUCAUUAUGGCGGUCAAGAGGACCCUCUGUCUUGAAGGAGAUUUCACCGUGCUGGAGACGUUGUUGAAAGUUAGUCAUGCAGACUUUGAAGUGGAGGAGCUAAAGUGCAUUGACAAUGAUUUGAUAGGGACCAAGAAGGAUUUGGUGGACAUCACAGAGGCUCGCAGACUUUGUUUAAAUGAGCUGACACACAGAGGCCUAUUUGUAAAAUGGGUAAAAGAUGCACUGAAAGAUCUCAAAGAAUUGAAGGUGUUUGUCGAACUGGCUUCCAUCUCUGCGGGAGAGAAUGCCAUGGAGGUGGACCGCGUGGCUUGCUUCCAUGACGCUAUUCUCGGCUACUCUCCGGUCCUGUACGAGCUUCAGCCGGACUCGGGGUUUUUGGCCCUCCAAAAAGUUUUGAACAAACUCUGGAGAGCUUUAGACAAAGACAACAACCUUCCCAAAAAAAUGCGUGACAGUGCCCGCCAUUUGGAAUGGCUGAAGACCGUGAAGGAUAGCCAUGGCUCAGUGGAGCUGUCUUCUCUGUCUCUGGCAUCAGCCAUCAACAGUAAGGGCAUCUACCGGAUUAGUGCACAGAGUGGAAAAAAGGUGAGUCUCCACACCGCUUUGAAACUUGAGAUUCUGGUGGACAAGGAAGAUGAGGAAGAGUGCGAGACGCGCUGCUAUUCUCUGGAGGAUGUGCGAGAGCUGCAGAACAAACUGAUGCUCAUGUCUGGCAAAGGCGAUCAGGGACAGAAGGAAAUGAAUUACUUCACAGAGGUCUUUGCUUGUGUUCAAAGACUAGCUGAGGCUUUCAUUGCUCUCUAUGCCGCUGGAAACCCUCUGUUCAGGCACUGGAAAGCUCAAAUCCAAUGUUGCGCUAGUGAGAAACUCAGCAUUGUUAUGGACUUCAACCUGGGGGAGAAUUUUAAUCUCAUCACCAUUGAGAAACGCCUUCCGGAGCUUUGUAUGAAAAUGGAGACCAUCCUGAACGUUUGGUCGGCUUAUUUGGACAAACAGAGAUCUCAGCAUUACUUUUUGAACUACUUCACCGCAGAACAAAUUUUCUACCUAUGCAAGAACCUGUCAGAAGAAGGCGUCAAACAUGUGGAUGAUCAAGUUCUCGUGAUGCUGUCCUUUAUAAAGCCACACUGCACGGCCUCUGAUGUAUUGGGUGUCUGGAACCAACUUCAAAAGGAAAUCCUCACCAAAUCACAAGAACAAUUUGAGGAACUCAAGUUCGACUUGUCGGAAUCAAGUAUGCAACUGGAUCCCGCGGAACAAGCAGAUGGAUUUCAAAGGUUUGAUCUGAUGUGGAAUGAUUACAUGAGAAACCCAGAGGCUGUCGUUCCCCAUAUUCUUGACAUAAAAAGUCUUGGAAGACUGCUGGAAAUACUGGUUGAGGACGAUGAUUCUGAACAGCAAAUUGAGAGAGAGUUUCCGAAAAGCAUGACGGAUGGAAAUCCAAACCUCGUGAUUUGCCCUCACUCGGCGAUCUUAACUUCUUGCAUCUCUGUUUAUAUGGUCAGCAAAGAUCAGCCGCUGCCAACUUACGACGAGGUCCUCCUGUGCAAUUCCUCCACAACUUAUGAGCAAGUGGAGCUCUUCCUCAGACGUUGUCUCAGCGCAGGUUGCAAAGGGAAGAAGAUAUACUGCCUCCUGUACGGGGACCUGCUUAUGUACGAUGUUAGCUGUAAAGUUGUGAAAUUUUUUCAGCGCUUGAACGUACAGACCUCGACAGAUUACAGGCUUGUUAUUCUCUGUAGCUCAGAAAGAGAACAAAGCUAUCUUCCUUCAGCUUUCAGUCAGUACCGGCUGCAAAUUGUUCCUCAAGCGUCACUGGAUGACAUCAGGACAUUCCUCCACCAGCAUUACGUUGUCCCAGCAGAUCAAUACAGUGCAGCAGCUGUAUUCAAAGAUCGCCUCUGCGUUGGCACGGUCUCAUCUGAAAGAGCCGGUGUUGGUAAAUCACUUUACAUCCGGAGGCUUUACAAAAAACUGAAGAACUCAGCCGAGCAACGCACAAAGAUGAGAUGUAUUCGUUUGAUUGAACCCAGCGUCGAUGAGGAUGCCAUCCUUCGGACUCUUUUGAACGGCACCAAAAAGAAAAAACUCACAGUGUUCCAUUUCGACAUUACUUCAUCAGUAAAGAAAGGCAUCCAUGAAUUUCUAUUCAAGUUGUUGAUUCUGCGUUACCUAAUGGACUCGGAGGGUAACACCUGGAAAUGCAGUGAUGAAGAUCUGUAUGCCAUAGAGUUUUUAGAAGAAACUGUCAAGCCAAGCAGAAAUGUUUCAGCGCAGACUAAUACCUCAGUCAGCUCAAUCACAGACGUGUUCCCAAGCAUUAUUUGCCGGGCACCAAAAGAGGUACUGAUGCGCUUAUCAGAGGAAGAAGAUCCUGAUGACAACCCGCUGAUGGAUGACGAAGUCUUCAAGAGUCCAGACUUCCAGCGACCAUACCAGUAUCUCAAACGAUUCCAUAACAACAUUAGUCUUGAUCGAUUCACCUAUUCGAACAAGAUCACCGAAGGGUCGCAUGCGGAAUGUCUUCAGAUGCUUCUCCUUGACUAUGGCAAUCUGGACCCAUCCUGGGCAGAACUCAGAAACUUUACUUGGUUUCUAAACUUGCAGCUGAUAGACUGCGAGACAUCUGUUUUCUGUGAUUACAAUUUAACUGGAGACAUCCUCAAUGGAUUUAAAAAAUUUGUGGUGGGUUUUAUGAUUAUCAUGGCAAGGGACUUUGCAACACCCUCGCUAAGGAUCUCUGACCAGAGCCCCGGCAGUCUACAAAUGGGCCAGGCUCUGCAAGAUAUGGACCUGGGUCCUUUUUCAUUCAGAAAGAGAUGGGAAACGGAACCACAUCCCUACAUCUUCUUUAAUGACGACCACUCUUCCAUGACCUUUAUUGGGUUUUAUCUUAAACUCAAUUCACAGAAGGAAUAUGAUGCAAUCGAUCCAAGAUCUGGAGAGAUUAUCAAGAAAAAUGUUAUGUCAAAGGCAUUGUUUGAAGGCCUGCAGCACCAGGGCGUUCCUUUUAACAUUGACUUCGAUAGCCUACCCAGAAGUGAGAAAAUACAGCGACUCUGCAAUGUUCUUGGAAUCAAAAAGCCCCUUGACCCAGAUGAAACAUAUGAGCUUACGACUGACAACAUGCUGAAGAUGCUGGCAAUUCACAUGCGCUUCAGGUGUGGCAUCCCUGUCAUCAUCAUGGGAGAGACGGGAUGUGGAAAGACAAGACUCAUUAAAUAUCUUUGUGAGUUGCGCAGGAGCGGCGUUGUUGCUGAAAACAUGAAACUGGUCAAAGUGCACGGAGGAACAUCGUCAGAAAUGAUUUACGACAAAGUUAGACAAGCAGAAGCUAUUGCUAAAAAGAACAAACAACACCACGGAUUUGGCACUGUUCUCUUCUUGGAUGAGGCCAAUACCACAGAGGACAUAAGUAGUAUCAAAGAGGUACUUUGCGACAAGACAGUCAAGGGCGUCAGUUUGAAAGCAGACACUGGACUCCAGAUCAUUGCAGCAUGUAACCCAUACCGAAAGCACACCGAUAAGAUGAUCAAAAGGCUGGAAUCUGCCGGUCUUGGGUACAGAGUCCGGGCUGAGGAAACAGAUGAAAAACUAGGCUCAGUUCCUCUCCGUCAGCUCGUCUACAGAGUUCAAGCAUUGCCCCCAAGCAUGAUCCCUUUGGUAUGGGACUUUGGCCAGUUAAAUGAUCAGACAGAGGAAAUAUAUAUUAAGCAGAUCGUAAACAGAGUGGUUGAAAGCCUAGACAUUCACCAGAUACACUUCAAAUGGAUUACUCAGGCUCUUUCUACCUCACAGAGGUACAUGCGAGGAAGGACUGAUGAGUGUAGCUUUGUCAGCCUGAGGGAUGUUGAACGUUGUCUGCAAGUUUUUUUUUGGUUUUAUGACAACCACUCUUGUUUCUUUGCAGAACUUGAGAAAUUUCACGGUGUUCAGGGGGAGCGAGAUCCUGUAAUGUGGUCUCUAAUCAUGGCCUUAAGCGUGUGCUACCAUGCUUGCCUUGAACAAAAGGUUAAAUACAGACAGUGUGUGAGCAAAAGUCUACCACCAGAGUACACUCCAGCAAAAAUAAGGGAGGAAAUCACACUUAUGCAGGAUUUACUCCUCGGUGGUGUGCCAAUGCCCGACACAAUUGCAAGAAAUGCUGCCCUCAAAGAGAAUGUUUUUAUGAUGGUUCUGUGCAUUGAGCUGAGGAUCCCUCUCUUCUUAGUGGGAAAACCUGGUACUUCAAAAUCUCUGUCGAAAACCCUGGUGGCAGAUGCAAUGCAAGGCCAGGCCGCACACUCUGACCUCUACAAGAUGUUUAAGCAGAUUCAUUUGGUGUCAUUCCAGUGUAGCCCCCACUCGACACCAGAAGGCAUCAUCAAUAUAUUCAGGCAAUGCGGACGCUUUCAGGAAGGAAAGGAUCUUGAUGAGUACAUUUCAGUCGUUGUCCUUGAUGAGAUUGGGUUGGCUGAAGACUCCCCAAAAAUGCCACUUAAAACCCUUCACCCAUUGCUGGAAGAAGGCUGCAUUGACGAUGAGCCACUGGAACAUAAAAAGGUUGGAUUCAUUGGCAUUUCCAACUGGGCAUUAGACCCCGCAAAGAUGAACAGAGGCAUAUUUGUUUCUCGGGGGGACCCUGAUAAGAAAGAGCUGAUUGAAAGCGCAGAAGGGAUAUGUUCAUCUGAUGUGAUGGUUUUGGAGAAGGUCAGGGAAUUGUUCCACUAUUUUGCAGUCGCCUACAUAAAUAUUGUCCAUAACCAAGGCAAAGGAUUUUUCGGCCUACGUGAUUAUUACAGCUUGAUUAAGAUGGUUUACACAGUGGCCAAAACGUUCCAACGGAAGCCCAACAUUCAGGAGGUCACAAAGGCCAUCUUGAGGAAUUUCAGCGGCAAAAAUGAUAUGGAUGCAAUGUCUGUUUUUAAUGAACAUUUUUGCAUCGCAUCUGACCUGGAGAUCAUCAGUCCUGUUGACUUUGUGAGAGAAAACAUUCAGACAGUUGGGCAGGAGGAAGAAUGUCGCUAUUUGCUGAUCCUUACCCGAAAUUAUGCCGCACUCCAGAUCUUGCAGCAAAUGUUUUUUUCAGAGAUUGGUCAGCCCGAAAUCAUCUUUGGAUCCAGCUUUCCAAAAGACCAGGAGUACACUCAAAUCUGCCGCAGUAUCAACAGAAUCAAGAUCUGCAUGGAGACAGGCCAAACUGUUGUGCUUCUGAAUUUACAGAACCUCUACGAAAGUCUCUAUGAUGCCCUAAACCAGUAUUAUGUCUACUUGGGAGGACAGAAGUAUGUGGACCUCGGUCUCGGAACACACCGUGUCAAGUGUAGGGUCCACAACGACUUCCGGCUAAUUGUCAUCGAAGAAAGUGAAGUGGUUUAUAAACAGUUCCCAAUCCCUCUUAUCAAUAGACUGGAAAAACACUACCUGGACAUCCACACCGUCAUGACAACUGCACAGAAGAGGAUGGUCGAGAAACUAACGGAAUGGGUCAGGCGCUUUGUUUCAGUCAGGAAUCAUGUUGACACGUUUCAGAGUUACAAGUAUAGUCCUUCAGAUGUCUUCAUUGGCUACCAUGCAGACGCCUGUGCUUCUGUGAUCCACCAAGUGAUCAAGAAGAGUAAGGAUGGGAUUGAAAUCUCUGACGAUGAGCAGCGAGUUCUUCACGAAGCUAAACUUGUACUGCUCAAGUGUGCCACACCAGAUUCAAUGGUGCGGUUGGACUACACAGACCUUCCCAGUGGGGAUACCGAAGAGCUUGCAAAGGUCUAUUUUGAAGAUCAGAACAACAGCUGCCUGGCUGACUUCAUCGUGUCCCAUACAAGACAGGAAGUUCAUAGCGUUUCCUCCUUCACAGAGGUGACAACGUUCUCCAGACUUCUCACUGCACCGGACUUAGAGCCAUUGGAGGGAAUGUUCCAAAGUGUCGAGCUUCUUUCACUCCAGCAGUUUGACAUGGAGCACUUCUUCUUGAAGGAAAUUAGAAACUUCCUCACCGCUGACAGACACCUCAUCCACGACCGACCCGACAACAAGGUCCUGAUCAUUCAGAGCGAAUUCAAAGAGGCCACUCGUAGUGCCCAUCUCAUUGCAUCUGCAAAGUAUUCAGCCAUAAAUGAAAUCACCAAGAUCACGCAAGAGGGCUUGGACUGCAGGGUGUUCGUCUACUUUAUCACCAGGCUUCCAAGGAUUCAAGGAGGAACUUGCUAUGUUGGAUUUCACGGCGACCCCUGGACUUCAGUGCAUAUAGAUGACCUCAGGCAGCCAACAGACAUCGUUACAAGCAUUAAAACUUUGCGAAACACAGCAAUUUGCCAGCUGUUUGAAACAAAGAGAAGCGAACUGCAAGCUCUGGAGUCGGGUGAGGAGAGUGAGUCAUGUGGCGCGAAUGAGGAGGAAGCAGAGACAAUAGAAGAUUACCAAGAUGACAGCACCAUCGACACGACAGCACUGUUGCGAAGCUGUGUGCAGAGUGCAGUCGGCAUGCUCAGGGAGCAGCAAGGCCGCACUGGCCGCGGCACUCAAAGACUCGAGACUCUUCUGAUGCUCCUCAGCGACAGUGACCAGCUCACAGGUGACUUCCUGCAAAUUUUGAAGAAGCGUCUUUACGUAAUUCUAGCGAGUGAAAGCAACUUUUCAGCUUCCAUGAGGGAUUGGGUCAUCAAGGUGGCCUGUAAUAUUGGUGCAUUACAAGAAGGGGGUACAUUUUGCCACUCUUUGUGGAAGCGCAUUCAGGCUGUGGUGACCCCCGUCUUGGCUCAAGUGGUUUCAGUCAUUGACGCUGACCGAAAUCUGGACAUCUUGAUUAGAGACGACUGCAGUCCCUCUUUGAAGAGGCUGUGGUUGCACAUCUUUGCCAACGAAAACUUCCUGGAAAUUCCACAGCCAUCGCUUGACUCAGAGACGAGAACAAUUCUUGUACGAAACUACUUAGCCCAAGGCAGGGACUUUACCUUCAGCAUGCCUUUCAGUGGGAGGAUCAAGGACUACUUAGAGGAGCUCUGGGUUCAUGUGCUUCAAAAUGAAGGUGAUACUCAACAAAGAUUCCUAGAACACUUUUCCAAAAUACCAUUGGGACAGUACAUAGAGAACGAAUCUGCAGAUACGCAGUACGAGUUCUUUCAGCUCUACCUACAGGAUUUCCUCCUCUUGACUAUGAAUGUCACCCGUGAAGAGGACGCGCAGCUCCUGGUUGUGGCUUUGAACAGCUGCGUCAAUGAACUGCGCUCGCAGCUCGGUUUAACGGAUGCAGUUCUGUCCCUCCCGUGGGUCCAUGCUGCCUAUCACGAGUACAAGAGCCGACUGCAGAACCUCUAUAGAAUGGUCUGCCUUGAACCGCAGGUGACUGCUGAACUCUUAAAGAGGCAUCAUUUCAGCGAGGGAGCUAAGUUGGUGCUUGACGUGCACGCCACUCUUGCUUGCCUGGAGUACCUUGAACCCAGACGCUUGGAGACGGAUGCCCAAAGACCAGCCUGGCUCAGACGGGUGAACAAGCUGAAGUUUCCAAUUGAGUUGGUGUGCUCGGAGUACGGUGUGAGACAAUAUCAAGACAAGAGCAAGACCAUUGUCGACAGCCUUCGCGAUCGCUGGAACCGGAUAUUUUCUUUGUCCUUAUUUGUGGAGCACUUUGAGACCCAACACAAGGAGAUAGCAGAUUUAACUAUGGAGCACAUGAAAGUAUUCAACAAGGCUCUCGAGAACAAUUCUGACCUUAAAAGUCUGGAGCCAUUUGAAGCGAUGAUUCGCCUGCUAAAAAGUUGCAAAGAUCAAGCUGUCCAAAGAAUUUUCAGAUUCCGUUCGGUCCCUUGGUGCUUGCUAUGUCAUGGAGACCCACAAGAUCCCAUCAGCCUGCCCUGCGAGCACAUUUUCUGUGUCUCGUGUAUCAAAAAGUGCCUGGCUCCCUGUCAGAUGUAUGUCUGUCCAGACUGUAACCAGGUCGUUCCUGACGAUAUUAACCUGGUUCCCUCUGAGGACUUGAGGGUGCGAGUUGAACAGCACGCUUUGUUCAGAAAUCAGUGCAACGCUUUCUUCAUCGACUUGGUGUCGAGUGUGUGCUUCAAGGACCACUCUCCUCCGUGCCCAGCUGUCAUUCACCACUUGCUUUCCUUUCUGAUGGUGGAAGCCAGCGCCGCUCCUAUUCUCAGGGCGGAUGAACAUAUCAGAACAAAGGUGCUCUCUCCGUUUGAUGACUCAGCGGAUAAAAACCCAGUGGUUCGAUCGGUUGUGCUCAAACUCUUGCUGAAGUACAGUUUUGACGAUGUGAAAGAUUACCUGCAGAUGCACCUGCUGUCUGUGGAGUCCUGCCAAGUUUUAGAGGAAAGGGACAAAACCAAACUCUACUGCCUCUACCUAAAGUGCCUGCAGGACUCCAUGUUUGAGAGUUUCCAGUUUAGGUCGGACUCUGACAAGCAUGCGUGCAUGCGCCGCGAAACGGACUUCCUGUUUGAGGUGCUGCAGUCGCUCAGUUUUUCGGAGGCACAGGAGGAGCUGGUCACAGUGGAGAAUCUCCAGCAGGUGGCGAGAUUGCGCAUGAACUUGGACCUAGCGGCGGACAUCAUUGCCACUGAAAUGCCACACGGAGAAAGUCCGAGUCAGAGCGGCAAGUUCUUGGAGAGUGUGAUGAAUUUGUGUUGCGGCAGUCGCAACAACUGGUAUCGCGUCUACUUGGUUCGUAAAAUAAUCAGCCAACGCGGAGUGGAUUUUGCUUCUGAACUUCUCACAAUGGAGGACAAGCACUGGCUGUUUCCCGAAGAAGUUUUGAAAAAGAUUGGGGAACCAAUCAUGGUUGACCAAUAUCUCGUGUAUGGGGAGAGAUACAGGCAAAUCAGAGAUGCAUUCGCCAAAGCAAUGUCAGAGGGCCAAAUGGACUCCCUGGAUGAGAUUUGUCAGGAGUGCACAACUUCGCCACAGAGGGCAACGCUUUACCUGCUCUUGGCACUGCACAGAGAAGUAACCACCCUCUUCAGAAACAGCAGUUUAGUUUUGGGCCAAAAUACAAAGCAAUUCAAUGCCCUGCUGAAUUUCAUCAACACUUCCCAAGUGCUUGCUGACCCAAAGGUCAAGGCAUUUGCUCAUAGCCUGGUAACCAACCAACCGGGGUCUUUGGAGGUCACUCCAGCAACGUCCGGGGACUCUUGUGCGUCCGUGGCGUUGGCCGUUCACCUGGCCGCGGUCUUGCUUUGCGCAGACCAAAGGAUUUUUGCACCUCUGCAACAUCUAGCGAUGGAACCCGCAACCAUGCAGGCUGCCUUCUUGCCUACGAUGCCACAAGACAGGUUAGCAGAGGCUCAGCAAGCGCUGGACAAUUCAGGACUGACGUGGUACACCUGUCCAAAUGGUCAUCCCUGCUUGGUCGGAGAGUGUGGCAAACCUACGGAAAAAAAGCUUUGCAUUGACUGUCAAGCCCCCAUCGGUGGGGAACGUCAUGUCCCUGUGGCGGGUUUCAAUCGUCUUGGGAGACAUGCCGAUCGCACUCAGACAGGCCACAUCCUGGGCGACCCCAGUCGAAGGGACAAUGCCGAUAUGAUGGACACCAAGCACCUGUCCCCUGUUCCUUUCACACUCCUCCGUAUGCUGACUCACUUAGCCAUGCUGAUCGGCGCCUCCGACCACUCGCAGAACAUCGCUUCAAUCAUCAACCCUCCAGUCCCUCAGCCAGGUCCAUUUCUACUGGCUCAUCUGAAAAAGGACAAGGAGCAUCUUGGGAGAUGCCUGGGCAAAGGGACAGAUGACACCGUCGGAGCUGUUCACCUGCUCAUCAGUGGCCUCCUUGAACUCCAGCACCCGCAAAGAUCCGACUCCUGGGUGCUUUCCAACAAUGUGAGGAGAAAUGAUUGGGAGAUGCAAAUGAGCCUCACCAUCACACCCAAACUGAAGCACUUGGACAACCAGUUGAAGGAAAUGAACGCAUGCAUCCAGACGGACUCUCAAAACUCCAACAAUCCAAUCUUGUGGCUGCUGAGUGACAAUCCAGCUUUCUUCAUGGUCUCCCUUCGCAACAAUCCCUGCCUCCAUAAUUCUGCGAUGUGGAGCUGCAGGGAGCAAGUGUCUCUGCUGCACCUUACCCACAUGGUGGAGCUGAACGAUGGCAAAGACACGCUGCCUGUACUGUGGAGAUUUCUCAACAAGGAAGCAGAGCUGCGACUGGUGAGGCACCUGCCUGACGUCGUCAGCCUCCAGAAAGGGCUGAUCAAGCAGUUUUUAAACGUCGCCGAAUCUUCAUGCGGCACCAUCGCCGAGUUCCUCAGCAGCCUGACAGGUUUGUCAAGAACCUGGUUCGGGAAACACAUUGACACCUUCUUGACGACCUGGAAUCAACUCCGAUCUUCUUUGGCCAUCUACGACGAAAUCAAAGUGCCCGCCGAGUUCUGCCAACGGGACCUGGGCACCGACACGGACCUAAAGGUUCUGUUGCCCCAGCGUCAUGGACCCGGUUUGUGCUCGACCGCCCUGGUCAGUUAUCUUAUCCGCCUGCACAAUGACAUGAUCAAAUGUGUGGAGAGUCACACGGGCGAGAAAACCAGCUACGAAGUUAGCCCUGUAGAUUUGACUGACCUGCACGUGAUCCACUACGAGCUGGAGAGGGAUCUGAUGCCCCUGGUCCUCGGCAACACCCAGUACAGCAUCCAGAGGGGCCAGGAGACCCUUCACGAAUACGAUUUGCCCAGGAUCCAGAAGCAGAUUGUCUCCCGCUUCAUCCUGGGAAAGCCAAUCAUCCACCUCAAUGGCAUCCCGACACUUGUGAACAGACCAGACCGCAACUAUGAUGUCAUCCUGAAGGACAUUAAAGAAAAAGUCAUCCAAGAGUCUCUGGUGACCCAGACCAUGCUGGCGGUGGCCGUGGAGCUGCACAACUUCAGCGAGGCGUGCGAGGCCCUGUCCGCUUUGGAGGUGGCCUUGGGCUUCGUGGCCAUGGAUGGGGGAGACCCUCACAUGCAGCUGUCCACCUACCUGAAGGACAAGCUGCAGAUGGGAAGCCAGAUAUCAGACUCUGUCCUCAAGGUUCUGAGUUGGUGCUGUUUGAAGCAUUGUGUGGUCCUGUGGCAGCUGCUGACAGCUCUGAAAUCAGAAAUGAUGCUGAAGCUUAACGGGGAUCCUUUUGAAAAAGUCUGUGAGGAGUACAAGCAGCCCCUGGGCGAUGAAGAGCGCCACCUGUUGACGACUUUCUGCUCCGGCUGCAGCGUGGACACGCUCGUGCUGGAGCUGCACGAGUUGCUGGUGUUGGAGUUUAAGAAUCCCUCGGCACCAGAUGAGCUCAAACCCGAAUGGAGCCUGAUUUGGAAACUGGACCCUUCCGGGGAGGACAAGUACCCCGACUUCCCGCCUGCCAUCACCCUUUCUCACUGUGUGGAAACCUGGAAGUUUAUCAACGGCAUCAGGCAAGAUCGUAUUCGAAGGCAAACUGGAUAACGGGGGAGCCUUUUGUGCCAUUUAAAAAAAAAAAAAAAAAAAAAAAUCCAAUAUUGCCUUGUUGUUAUCAGCGGUAACCUUCAACAAAGUCCCCCCCCCAAAAAAUAAAUCUCCUGCACCAUACAUGGAGAAAAUGACUGGAAGGAUGACUCCAUUGGUUCCCCCGUAGGGAACAAGUACUGCACUGCUUAAUAUAUCCAUACUAAUACUUUGCUUACAUGCUUUCAUGUCUCGUUAUUGCCUUCAGGGAACAUAAUCAGUUAUUAUACGAAUAAAACUUUUCAAUAUUCA
Messenger RNA from Syngnathoides biaculeatus (alligator pipefish), 15576 nucleotides. RefSeq names its product ring finger protein 213a (gene rnf213a). The transcript has 67 exons. NCBI's taxonomy places the organism in Eukaryota, Metazoa, Chordata, Actinopteri, Syngnathiformes, Syngnathidae. The coding region runs from base 223 to 15285 and encodes 5020 amino acids. Gene Ontology annotation, biological process: ubiquitin-dependent protein catabolic process; negative regulation of non-canonical Wnt signaling pathway; sprouting angiogenesis. Gene Ontology annotation, cellular component: cytosol; nucleolus; membrane. Gene Ontology annotation, molecular function: ubiquitin-protein transferase activity; ATP hydrolysis activity. The record is from RefSeq and is a predicted model, not a curated record.